GAAUUGAGACACAUUUAUUUACUCGACCGUAAACAGCAAGUAGUUGCUACUCUACUAGACUAGUACUAUGAUUUUUCAUUCAUGGUUUUCUAUUCUCUCAUUAUUUUAUUUUUGUUCAUGUUCUUGAAAAGUAAGAAUGAAGACCCAAAACUGAGUAGACUUUUUGCAGUCUCUGUUUUCACAUUAAAUUUCCUUUCUUUCUCUCUCUAGAUUUCCGAGCCGCCGACUUGCUAUGCUAACCCCAGUUCUCAUUCUCAUCUCCGGACUGGAGUUUUUCUUCAUUAACUUUCCUUAGUAACUUUGCUUGGCAGAAUUUGGUGAUUUUGGAAUCUGGGUUUUGUUUUUGAGCUAAUUCUAAGUUAUGGGGAUUUGCUAUUUUAGCUUGGUUUGAUUAGAAUUGGUAGUUGGGUAUAUGAAAGAAAGAAAAACGAAAAAGCAAGAUUGACUGGUAGAUACGGUAAAAAGCGAGCAAAUAUCGACUCCCCAAGAAAAGAUAGAUAUCAGAAAGUUUCUUUAGCAACCCCCUGCCCCCUCCCCCGAAAAAAAAAAACCCACCUAGAAGUAAUCAUGUCGGCCGACCCAGAUAACUCAUCCGCCAUGAACGAUUCCACAGGCUCAGGUGAAGCAAGCGUUUCGUCUUCAGGUAAUCAAGCAGUUCCUCAGAAAGAAUCUGGAAAGAAGAAACGGAAUCUUCCUGGGAUGCCAGAUCCCGAUGCAGAGGUUAUUGCUUUGUCACCUAAAACUUUGCUGGCGACGAACAGAUUCGUUUGUGAAAUCUGCAGUAAAGGAUUUCAAAGAGACCAGAAUUUGCAGCUUCACAGAAGAGGUCAUAAUUUGCCAUGGAAGCUGAGACAGAGAUCAAGCAAUGAGGUGAAGAAGAGAGUAUAUGUUUGCCCUGAAUCCACUUGUGUUCACCAUGAUCCUUCUCGGGCAUUGGGUGAUUUGACCGGAAUCAAGAAACAUUUCUGCCGUAAACAUGGUGAGAAGAAGUGGAAAUGUGACAAAUGCUCCAAGAAAUAUGCUGUUCAGUCUGAUUUAAAGGCUCAUUCAAAGAUUUGUGGAACUAGAGAGUAUAAAUGUGAUUGUGGCACCUUAUUUUCAAGGAGGGAUAGCUUUAUCACCCACAGGGCAUUUUGUGAUGCAUUAGCUCAAGAAAGUGCUAAAGCACUGCCAGAGAAACCUCCUAAUGCUAAUGAGGAGCCUAAAACACAAGCUGUUGCUUCAUCAUCACCACCGCCAACACCACCGGCGCCUCCACCUGCCACCGAGACUCAACCACCACCGCCACCAGCUCCAAAGCCUUUAAUAAUCCCUGCAGUUCCUCCAUCAACUUCCGUAAUGUCAUUUGCUUCCUCUGUUCAGAAUUCAGAGUUGCGGGAGAAUCCAAACACAAAUUCUGCUGGAACUGCUACGAAACAGGUUCUGGAGGAAGCAGCAGCAGUAGCAAGCUUGACUGGAAACUGUAGCAGCUCUUGUAGUAAUGGAAGUAGAAGCAGCAGUGUCUUUGGAAGCUUGUUUGCUUCAUCAACAGCUCCGGGAAGUUUGCCAUCUCAAGCUCCUGGUUUUGCUGAUAUGUUUCGAGUCGUGGCUCCUGACCGCCCUCUCGAGAUGGCACCACCUUCUUCAUCUACAGAACCAAUAUCUCUCGGCCUAGCAAUGAGUCACAGUUCGUCAAUUUUUCGAUCCGCUGGGCAAGAACGGAGGCAAUAUGCUCCUGCACCACAACCAGCCAUGUCUGCAACAGCAUUGCUGCAGAAGGCAGCUCAGAUGGGUGCAGCAGCAACUAGCUCAUCGUUGUUGAGGGGCUUUGGGGUUAUGUCCUCCACAUCGUCUUCUAACGGGCAGCAAGAAUGGAGUGGAAGAACAAUUGAUGCCAAUGGUGCGUCAUUGGCUGCAGGCCUUGGUCUUGGACUGCCUUGUGACGCCGGUUCUGGUCUGAAGGAAUUAAUGUUGGGAACUCCUUCUGUUUUUGGUCCUAAACAUCCUACUCUUGACCUUCUUGGAUUGGGGAUGGCGGCUAGUGUCGGUCCAACGCCUGGAUUAUCUGCAUUAAUAACAUCCAUAGGUAAUAAUCUGGACAUGGUGACUUCAGCUGGAUCUUUUGGUAGUGGAGAUUUCAGUGGGAAAGACAUGGGAAGAAAUUCAUGAUAUCAACUUCAUUACUCAGUCAAAAGAUUGAUCAUACUUGUUCUAGUUGAGAAGGGUCGGGUUUAAUUUAUUCUGUAAAGUAUAGGACCAUGGAAUUUUAGUUGAUGCAGCAGAAAACCAAGUUGGCAACCCCAGAGAAUUGAAGCAUAGCAUGGCAGGAGGAAAGCUCUCUGAGGCAGUUGGACACUUUUAAGAUUGUUCUACUGCCUCCAUUGUGUAGGAAAAGAUUAAAGGUUUUUUUUUCUGCUGUACAGUAGAAGAUGAAUGUAUAGCUGCAUAAACUCCUCUGCUGUUUGUUACAAAUGAAGUUGUUUUGUGAAAAUAUAUAAGUUACUAUAUAAGUAAAUUUAACCAA
Molecule: messenger RNA, 2503 nt
Organism: Solanum dulcamara
Lineage: Eukaryota; Viridiplantae; Streptophyta; Magnoliopsida; Solanales; Solanaceae
Product: zinc finger protein GAI-ASSOCIATED FACTOR 1-like
Exons: 4
Coding region: 568-2148 (526 amino acids)
Cellular component (GO): nucleus
Molecular function (GO): DNA-binding transcription factor activity
Source: RefSeq, a predicted model, not a curated record